GUGUCAACAUUUUAUUAUUCUUGUUGAUGCCGGUGGCUAAGCCUGGAUUUUUCGAGAAUACAUAAAAACGAGUCUAUUUAUAUUAUAAGAAAAAAUAAAUAAAAAGUAUAGUUAUUAUUUACUGCCUACACGUAAGUCUAAGAUAGCAUCACAAUGCCGCAAGCUCGGCGUAAGACACCCUUCAGCGGGAAGGCUAAGAAGCAGCAGUUGCAAGAAAAGAAGCAGAAUAAGACCUUGCUUAUGACCACAUCAUCGGGUACGAAUUCCUAUGACGUGGUAUCAGUCAACUACCAACCGAACCGUUCGAGGGGUCGCGGUGAUGCGAACAGAUACGCCCUCAAGUUCUACCGAGAGACGGAUGAGGAACUCAAGAUGAAGAAAGAGGAUGCUUUGAAAUCUCUGAACGUGGUAUCUGAGAAAGAGAUGGAAAUAGAUCCGACAGACUAUUUCCCCAAGGAGUUAUCAUUCCCAAAGCGACCUCCAUGGGACUUCAGCAUGACUCCAGCUGCGCUUGACGCUCAGGAGCAGAAGUAUUUCAGAGAGUACAUCCAAGCACUGCAGGCGACCCCGUACUGGAACGAUAUGUCCUAUUUCGAGCUAAACCUGGAAACUUGGAGGCAGCUGUGGCGUGUGCUGGAGAUGUGUGACAUUCUGUUGCUUAUCGUUGAUGUCAGAUUUGCGGGUAUGAUGUUUCCCCCAUCUCUCUACGAGUACGUCGUGAACGAUCAGAAGAAGAAUAUGAUAUUAGUCUUGAAUAAGAUAGAUCUCGUCCCAGCGUCCGUCGUGGCUGCUUGGAAGGACUUCCUGACGAAGAGAUGUCCUGGACUCCGGGUGGUUUAUUUCACAUCGUGCCCGGGGUACAAUCUAACCGGUGGUAGCAGUGACAAGGGCGGCCUCCAAGUGAGGAGACGCAAGGGUCGCCAGCGGAUGUGCGCUGAAGGAGCCACGAAAAUACUAGAAGCCUGUAAAGAUAUUGUGAACGAUGAAGUCGAUCUGACGUCAUGGGAUAAAAAAAUUAAAGAAGAAACGGACUUUGAGUUCGAUGAAGACGAGGAAACGGAAGUUGGUGAGACGAUUUUGGAAAAGUCCGAUACGACGUUUUAUACUCACGAGAGAUACAAAAACGGUAUUCUGACGAUUGGAUGCGUCGGCCAACCGAAUGUCGGCAAGUCGUCACUGAUGAACGCGAUAAUGGGGAAGAAAGUUGUGUCCGUCUCCAAGACUCCAGGUCACACCAAGCAUUUCCAGACUAUAUUCUUGACACCGCAGGUCCGUCUGUGUGACUGUCCCGGUCUAGUGUUUCCGUCUAAAGUACCACGGUCGAUUCAAAUUCUAAUGGGGUCAUACCCAAUAGCGCAGCUACGGGAGCCGUAUACGACUAUCAGAUAUUUAGCAGAGAGAUUGGAUCUCCCAUCCCUCCUAAGAAUGGACCACCCGGAGAACGACGACACGUGGUCGCCGAGAGACAUCUGUGACGGAUGGGCCAAGAAACGUAGCUACCUGACCGCUAAGUCUGCUAGAUUGGACACGUAUCGCGCUGCGAAUAAUAUAUUGCGAAUGGCGUUAGAUGGGAAAAUAUGUCUCUGGCUCCGACCGCCCAACUUCACAGAGGAAAGGGAUACGUACGAGAACUGCGAUGAAAUAAAGUACGUGAAGUGGGUGCAAGCGUUGACCAAUGAGGAAGCCGUUCCCACCCCGUCGGACUCCGGAAACGAGCGGUCCGGCUCCGAGGAUGGAAGUGACGAAACGGAUGACGACGAUCAAACGGAGAUCGCGAAUAAAUUCGCGGCGCUCGCUAAUGAUGAUUAAAUAAUUAAUAUGUUUACGUAUUUUAUAUAAUGUUCGCUAUAAAUGAAAAUGUAUGUUAAUUGAGCACUUGGUGGUGGGCUUUGUGCAAGCACUGAUGGUACCACCGAACAGUAAUAGUCAGUAUUGUUGUGUUCCGGUUUCUACGGGCAUAAGGGAGAUAACAUCUUAGUAUCAAUUGGUUAAUAUGUCGUACAGCGCUGUCUAUACGGUGGUGAC
This is a messenger RNA of Vanessa tameamea, 2025 nucleotides long. It is a transcript of the gene Ns4, whose product is annotated as guanine nucleotide-binding protein-like 1. The transcript has 12 exons. Bases 154 to 1809 code for a protein of 551 amino acids. Gene Ontology annotation, molecular function: GTPase activity; GTP binding. The record is from RefSeq and is a predicted model, not a curated record. NCBI's taxonomy places the organism in Eukaryota, Metazoa, Arthropoda, Insecta, Lepidoptera, Nymphalidae.